Aquila chrysaetos chrysaetos is the source of this 4145-nucleotide messenger RNA. RefSeq lists its product as uncharacterized. The transcript has 3 exons. The coding region runs from base 239 to 1852 and encodes 537 amino acids. Lineage: Eukaryota; Metazoa; Chordata; Aves; Accipitriformes; Accipitridae. The record is from RefSeq and is a predicted model, not a curated record.
AGCGGCUCCUGGCCUCUCCGCAAUGGCAGCCCCAGCCAGGGCGCAGCAGCGUGCCCCGGGCGGCUGCAGGACGGAGCUCGUACCUGCGUUGGGGGCGAGCACCGUCCCGGCGUGAUCCGGGGCUGCGCCAUCACAAAGGCGUCCCCGGCCGCAGGGCUGUGACCUUCACUGCCGUGUCCCUACAAUACAGACGCCAGCACCCCGCAAGCCUCAGUGUGUCCGUGCCGGACUCUGCGCAAUGAGCGGCAGCAGCUGUCUCCUCGGCCUCGGCAUCCUGCUCCUGGCUGCCGGGGCCGUCCUGCUCAGCACCGGCCGACGCCAACAGGUACGGGGCCGCUUAGGGCCAGGGGGACCCCUCGGGGCUGGCGGUGGCAGGGGCUCCCCCCAGGCAGGUCACCGUGCUCCGUUCCUGUGCCCACAGGGCGACAGCUGGAGCCGACGAUGCUGGAGACGGUGGCAGCGAGCGACAGCACCAGAGAAACGCGGCGAGCGGCGGGCAGACCACGGCUGCACCCACUGCAGCAAGGCUGCCCAGGAGCUGCAGCGACUGAUGCUGUCGGCACGAACCAGGCCCAGGGCGUCGCCGGGGCUGGGCUCCCCGUUCGCGCAGGACCCCGGCGCCUGGCAGGCAGCAUGGCGGGACCUGGAGGAGCUGGCGGAGUGGGGCCGCUUGCCCUGCCACAGCUGCAGCUUCUCUGGCUCCUCUGAGAGCCUCGGCCCCCCCGAGAGUCUGAGCGAUACCCACCCGAUCCCAGAUGGAGGGGCCCCCGUCGAGCUGGGGUCCGCCCGCUCCCUUGGACCCGCGCGUGGCAGCGGAGCCUGCUCGGCCCUGAAGAUGCACGUGGCCAGGAAGGGACUGGAAGUGCAGCUGGGGGCCCUGCCCGUGCCGGUGCAGCUGUCCCAGCAGCGAGCGGCGCAGCGGCAGGGCCGCCGCGUCCUGCCAAAGCUCAUCCGGCCGGGGCAGAGCCAGCCCUUGCGGCGGUGCAAGCUGUGCCCCUCGCUGCAGGGGAAGGCGGACGCCAUCGCGGACAACAUAAGGCAGAAGGAAGUCCGGAGGCUGUGGGGGGACCCCAACCCCACCGAGGAGUCCCUGGCCCUGCUGGUGCCGUGCCCCCCACCGCUGCUCGCUCCUCUGGACCCGCAGCUCCCCCGGGAGCACAGCGUGUGGGGGCCCCGGGCCCCGGGCCAGGCCAGCGCCGCGUGGCACCCCAGGGUAGGACAGCAGGAGCCGCGCAGCCGGCAUGGCUCCGAGGAGUCUGUGCACGCGCCUUUGCCCGCGCGCCCCGUGUCACUGGCUGAGCAGACCUCUCCCCGCGACCUCUCCGUCAGCAGCCGGCACCCGGGCUCUUCCCUCGCUGCCGGUGGUGGCGUCUGCUCCUCCAUCCAACCACCAGCCGUGGGCAACAUCGUGCGUGAGAGCCUCCUUCAGCCGGACGGGCAGCUACCGCAGAGCGAGGAGUUCCUGUGGCCUCUUGGCUUAUCCUUGGCCCUGCCAGCCCUUCCCAAGCUGGGCAGCGAGGCAGCGGGACCAGCAGCAGCAGGACCGGCUGCGGUCCUGCCGGAGGAAGACGCUGGCCUUCAGGCCAGGUUCGCUGCUACCCGAGAGGCUGCGGCGCUGCAGGGAGCAGCUUGGCAGAGAGGGGCCAUCAGAGCGAGCAGUGCCCGGGGAGGAGGGCGGUCGGGCAGUGCUGCGGGACAGCAGCCGGCCCAGCACACCCCAGGCAGCCGCACCGGCACCCAGCACCUCCCGGGGCCCAGGCAGCUCCCCGCCAGUCUCCCUCGAGACGCUGCGCCGGAGCAGGAGGCAGGUCCUGCGGGCGCUGGAUUCUGGCUUUCGGGACAUGGCCCGUAGCCAGAGACAGCGAGACGUGCCGCAGAGCCCCGGUCCCGCGCCACCUCUUCCCCCUCCAUCGCACGUAGGGAAGGGGAUUGGCAAGAGGGCAGAGGGGCCGAGGGUGCCUACCGCGUCAGCCACGAUGGGGAGGCCUUGACGUGGCUCUGAGAGGGACAUGGGUGCAAAGAGGAGAGAAGAGAGGCCAGACCCAUCGCUCCGAUAGUCCAAAUAAAUCCCGUUUCUAGCCCCACGGUGGGAGUUGCUUGCUUUCUGUGAAGCGCCAGCCGACUCGGAACGGGAUGUGCCCGCAGGCUGGAGAGGGGAGCCAGGGAAAGGGUGUCCCGUGGGCAGGGUGGUGCUGGCUGCUGCGGGGGUCCCUGCCGGGGAGACAGGCUGCUGCCCCCCCUCCGUGCCUUGUCAGUGCCAGUGUGCCACGGAGGCCUGUAAGCUCCCUUGAUCAUCUGCUCUCUCAGCCCUUCCUGAUAGGGGAGAUGCUCCAGUCCCUUCCUUUGUGGUCCUUUCUUGGACUCUCCCCAGUAUGUCCGCGUCCGUCUUGACUGCGAUUACGUGGCGGCGUAGAAGUGGUGCCUUUGUUCAAAAUUAGCGAGAGACGGCCCAAGUUGCGCUUUUCAGCCAUUCCUGGUGUAUCUGCGAACAAGCGUUCUCCUCCAGUAUGUCCACGUCCGUCUUCUACUGGGGAGCCCAGCACUGGACACAGUAAACCAGCACUUCCAAGGGGUAGGAAGUGCACCGUGCACCGCAGCCCUGCUGGCUGGGGCAAAGGUGUGGGGCUUUGUGGGAAACGAAUGACCUACCACCCAGCCUGGCUCGCGUUUGUGUCACCAAACACACUUCUCUGCGGGGACGAGCGCCGAAGAGAUCCAUCUCCAGAGGCUUCGUUCAGAAGCCCUGCGGAGACGCUGGCCCUUGUUAGAAAUCGCUCACUGACCUUGUCUCAGGGCAGAUGGCUCAGACAGGUCCAAUGAAUGAGACUCUGCAAAGAGUCCAAGGUCAGGAUCUGCCUGGAGAUUAAGAGACUUGAGGAAAACUACCUGGAGGUUGAUGACCGCGUUUUGUGUUUUCCACAAAGCCCCACACCUUUGGCCCUAACCAGCAGGGCUACGGUGCACCGGUUAUCCCCUGUCCCUUGGAAAGACUGGGUUACUCGCAGGAUGUUGCACCCAAGGCUCCUUUUCUUUUUCAUGAUUCCGAAACCUCAGGUCAUUUUUUUAUUUCUGUGCUUUGGACUUUCCCCAGAAGCAUGUCCUGCUUUCAUCUCCUUUCCUGGCUUGAUGAAAGCACUAACGCUGCAGUUUCUCUAAGGGCUCUGCCCCACGCAGGGCUCUGGGGAAGAAGGGCUUUGUGGAGGAGCCUCCCUCGUGCUCCCCUCCACGACCACAAAGCCGAGAGGCCUCAAGGUCCCAAGCAUGAACAGGAGCAACAGAGAACCUCAGCUUGCCCUCUCACCCCUCCCUGUCCUCUGCCACCGCACCCUGCACCCCCCAGGUCCAGGCGCCUACACUCCUGCGCACAGCCCAGUGGGGCAGCGGUUCUCCAGUCCCUUCGCAGCGCUAUCCAGAGACAGGACAAGACAACGGGCACCAGUUGAAAGAAAAGAACCUCUCCCUAACUGCAAUACAAAACUUGUUUAUUUGAAGGGAGGUCGAGCCAGGGAACAGGUUGCCCGGAGGGGUGCCGGAGGCUCCGUCCUUCGCGAUCAUCAGAGCCUGACUGGAUGCAGCGCUGGGCAGUCUGCUCUGGCUGACCCCGCUCCAGCAGCGGGCUUGGACUAGGUGAUGUCCAGAGGUCCCUUCCCACCUCCUCAAAUCCAUGACUUGUCAUGAGAGGAGACGACAGGAGCAGUUCCUGCCUCAGCCGGAGCGGGGAGGCUGCCUUGAUCCUGUUCGCUGCCACUGCCAGAGUCGGAGACAACCCAGGUUGCGACUGUCCCGCUGCCACCGUCCAGGUGCCCCUCAGCAGCCACACAAACACCACCUCGAGGGCCUUCUGUGUCCCUGGGCUCUUUGCGCUGCCCCGGCAGGUGUUGGUCGGGGGCGAGCGCUGCAUUUCCCUUCUUGGUAGGAUGUGCUACCAGGCCCCGCGCCUGGCACGGCUGCGGGACCUGCGCCGGGAUCGGCUCCUUGUUGCGCGCCGUUGCCUGGAGGAAUCCCGGCCUGCCCGCGGGCGGCGCUGGCUCCUCCUUGAGGAGGGCAGGACGUCCCGUUCUGGCCUUUGAGCUCGGCCCUCAUCAUCGGGAUCCCUGCUGCGCCAUCGCUGUCUGCCGCGGUGGGCCCGUGAGCGCUCCCACCCA